AAUUUGCUGUACGCGCAUUCUUUUCAUUUCUUUUUUCACCGAGACUACCAAGAUAUACCGCUAUAGUGAUUUACCACGUGUUUCAAUGACCUUGAACUCUGUUUGCUCACUUGUAUGAAGGUGAAUGCCCCAAGCACCUGCACUCUUCGACUUGCAAGUAUACAUUUAUAUAUGGGUAAAGGUCUGGCCUUCAGAAGAAAAAAUGACUGGAGAUUGGAAGACCAUUUUCGUAACUGGAGGUGCCGGUUACAUCGGCAGUCAUUGCAUCGUCGAGCUCUUGGAGUGUGGAUACGACGUGGUAGCAAUAGACAAUUUCGCAAAUAGCGUUACGGAAACCGAUGGCGAAUCCGCGGCGCUCAAGAGAGUUGAGCAAAUAACAGGGAAGAAGGUCACGUUUUAUAACUGCGAUCUGCUCGACAGAGAGAAGCUUGAGACAGUCUUUAAUAAGUACAAAAUAGACUGUGUAAUACACUUUGCGGCUAUCAAAGCCGUCGGCGAGUCCAUGCAAGUUCCGCUUCAUUACUACCGGAAUAAUAUAAUAGGAGCUAUUAAUUUGCUGGAGGUAAUGAAAGCAGCUGGCUGUUUUCAGCUUGUAUUCAGCAGCUCUUGUACAGUUUACGGCGAACCUACAGAAUUGCCUAUCACGGAGGAACACGAAACUGGUAAUAUCACCAAUGUUUACGGCCGGACAAAAUAUUUUAUCGAAGAGAUGUUGAAGGAUAUCUCUAGAGCUGAAAAGAAUUGGAAUAUUGUAUCACUAAGAUACUUCAAUCCAGUCGGUGCUCACUCCUCCGGCUUGAUCGGUGAAGACCCGACGAAACCGUUUACAAAUUUGAUGCCGUAUAUUGCUCAAGUUGCUUCGAGACACAAGCCGGAACUGCUUAUAUUCGGUGGCGAUUAUGCCACGAACGAUGGUACAGGAGUUCGCGAUUACAUCCAUGUUAUGGACCUGGCAGCAGGACAUGUGGCAGCGUUAAACGCCUUACACAAACAGCAUCUGAGACUAAAAAUCUAUAAUUUGGGUACCGGCAAUGGCGUCACUGUAUUGGAAUUGAUAAAAACAUUUGAAAAAGUCACUGGCACUACUGUGCCAUACAUUAUAAAAGAAAGAAGAGAAGGCGAUAUCGUUUCCAUGUAUGCUAAUACAGAUUUGGCAAAGAAAGAAUUAGGAUGGACAGCAAAAUACAACGUUGAGCAAAUGUGUCAAGAUUUUUGGAGGUGGCAAGUGAUGAAUCCACAUGGUUAUCGAACUUCAAUAAAGAAUGGAAUUAAUGAACAUCUGAAUAAUACAUCAUAACAAUAAGUUGUAUCAAAGAACUUGCAAAUAAUUUAUAUAAUAAAGGAUCCAUACACGUUUUGUCUAUAAAUUACAU
Messenger RNA from Camponotus floridanus (Florida carpenter ant), 1373 nucleotides. RefSeq names its product UDP-glucose 4-epimerase. The transcript is spliced from 7 exons. Gene Ontology annotation, cellular component: cytosol. Gene Ontology annotation, molecular function: UDP-glucose 4-epimerase activity. Gene Ontology annotation, biological process: beta-D-galactose catabolic process via UDP-galactose, Leloir pathway. The record is from RefSeq and is a predicted model, not a curated record. NCBI's taxonomy places the organism in Eukaryota, Metazoa, Arthropoda, Insecta, Hymenoptera, Formicidae. Bases 125 to 1297 code for a protein of 390 amino acids.